AUGGUGGGGAGAGGCGUGCCGGCGAUAACGACGGUGGCCGUGGCCGCCCUUGACUUAACGGAAUCCUCCAACUGGUGGCGGGACAUCAACAACUCUCCGCUCUGGCAGGAUCGCAUCUUCCACCUCCUCGCCAUCCUCUACGGAAUCGUCGCCGCCGUCGCUUUGGUUCAAUUAGUGCGAAUACAAUUGAGAGUGCCGGAAUACGGAUGGACCACGCAGAAGGUCUUUCACUUUCUCAAUUUCUUGGUCAAUGGGGUUCGGUGUUUUGUUUUCGUCUUCCGUAGGGAUGUGCAGAAGUUACAGCCAGAGAUUGUCCAACAUAUCUUACUUGACAUGCCUAGUCUUGCUUUCUUCACAACUUAUGCUCUGUUGGUACUGUUCUGGGCUGAAAUUUAUUACCAGGCACGUGCUGUAUCUACUGAUGGUCUCAGACCAAGCUUCUAUACUAUUAAUGCUGUGGUUUAUGUUAUUCAGAUUACUUUAUGGUUGAUAUUAUGGUGGAAACCUAUCAGAGUGCUUGUCAUCCUGUCUAAGAUGUUCUUUGCAGGGGUAUCUUUGUUUGCAGCCCUUGGCUUUCUUCUCUAUGGUGGAAGACUAUUCUUGAUGCUGCAACGCUUUCCUGUUGAAUCCAAAGGUCGACGUAAGAAGCUGCAAGAGGUUGGCUAUGUGACUACCAUAUGCUUUUCAUGUUUCCUUAUCAGAUGUGUUAUGAUGUGCUUUAAUGCAUUUGAUAGAGCUGCUGACCUUGAUGUCUUGGACCAUCCCAUUCUGAAUUUUAUAUAUUAUCUGUUGGUGGAAAUAUUGCCUUCUUCUUUGGUCCUUUUCAUUUUGAGGAAGCUGCCACCCAAGCGUGGUAUCACACAAUAUCACCCCAUUCGCUGA
This is a messenger RNA of Sphenostylis stenocarpa, 882 nucleotides long. The record is from the annotation of a GenBank genome assembly. Lineage: Eukaryota; Viridiplantae; Streptophyta; Magnoliopsida; Fabales; Fabaceae.